AUGCACGAUCCUCGUGAACCACACUUCAAUGCAUUGAAGCGGAUUCUCCGGUAUGUCAAAGGUACCAUAUCUCAUGGCCUCCACAUCUACCGUUCCUCUCCUCUCACGCUUACGGCAUACUCAGACGAUGAUUGGGCUGGCUGUCCCAACUCGCGACGCUCUACUUCCGGAUAUUGUGUCUUCCUCGGUGACAAUCUUCUGUCAUGGUCAUCCAAACGCCAAGCCACAGUCUCACGCUCAAGUGCAGAGGCCGAGUAUCGCGGCGUCGCUAACGCUGUUGCCGAAACUACGUUCCUCCGCAAUCUCCUUCUUGAAAUGAAGAUCACCAUCCCUCGUGCCACGAUCGUCUAUUGUGACAAUGUCAGUGCCAUCUACCUCUCUACCAAUCCAGUUCAACAUCAGCGCACCAAACAUGUCGAGAUAGACAUCCAUUUUGUUCGAGAAAGAGUUGCCAUUGGUGAAGUCAAAGUUCUCCAUGUUCCAUCAGCACGACAAAUUGCAGACGUCUUCACCAAAGGCCUCCCGUCGGCCCUGUUUCAGGAGUUCAAGAACAGUCUCAGCAUCCGUUCUCCUCGACGCUAA
This is a messenger RNA of Microthlaspi erraticum, 582 nucleotides long. NCBI's taxonomy places the organism in Eukaryota, Viridiplantae, Streptophyta, Magnoliopsida, Brassicales, Brassicaceae. The record is from the annotation of a GenBank genome assembly.